CCCUGUCUUCCUGAUUGCAAGGCUCGACCUCCAGAGCAGGACGGUAGCCUUACCUCGUGAGCGGCCUGGGGGCGUUCGUUGGCUUCGGCCCCUGAGGCUCCGGGAUGUGGCCGCCGUGGAAGACGGCAGACGCCAAGGGGGCACCCACGCCCGGUAUAAAGGCGAGCCACCCUCCCUCGGUUGCUAAGGAGGAAGAUUUCUCGACCAGCCCAUCACAGUUCCAACUCCAGCUUGUGUGAUCUUGCCCAACAUGAAGUUCUCCACGUCUGCCGCUCUGGCGUUCGCCACCGCCGCCCUUGCGGCCCCGUCGCCCACGACCCAGCAGAAGCCCCGCCAGGCUGGCGGUGCCUGCGAGUCGGCCGUGACGCUCGAUGCCAGCACCAACGUGUUCAAGGAGUACACCCUCCACCCCAACAGCUUCUACCGCGGCGAGGUCGAGGCCGCCGUCGAGCAGCUCACGGACGCCAGCCUCGCCGAGGCCGCCGCCGCCGUCGCUGAUGUCGGUACCUUCUUGUGGCUCGACACCAUCGAGAACAUUGGCAGGCUGGAGCCUGCGCUUGCGGACGUUCCUUGCGAGAACAUCCUGGGUCUCGUCAUCUACGAUCUUCCGGGCCGUGACUGCGCCGCUAAGGCCUCCAACGGUGAGCUGAAGGUCGGCGAGAUCGAGAGGUACAAGACCGAGUACAUCGAUGUGAUCGUCCCGAUCCUCAAGGCCAACCCCAACACGGCCUUCGCGCUCGUCAUCGAGCCCGACUCGCUGCCCAACCUGGUCACCAACAUCGACCUGACCACCUGCCAGGAGAGCGCCGACGGCUACCACGAGGGUGUCGCCUACGCGCUCGAGCAGCUCAACCUGCCCAACGUCGUCAUGUACCUCGACGCUGGCCACGGUGGCUGGCUCGGCUGGGACGCCAACCUCGACCCCGGCGCUGAGGAGCUGGCCAAGGCCUACAAGGCCGCCGGCGAGCCCUCGCAGUUCCGUGGUAUCGCCACCAACGUGGCUGGCUGGAACCAAUGGGACAUGGAGCCCGGUGAGUUCUCCGACACCUCGGACGCCAAGUACAACUCGUGCCAGAACGAGAUGUCGUACAUCACCACCUUCGGUGCUUCGCUCGAGGCGGCCGGCAUGCCCAACCACGCCAUCAUCGACACCGGCCGCAACGGUGUCCCCGGUCUCCGCGAGGAGUGGGGCAACUGGUGCAACGUCAAGGGCGCCGGUUUCGGUAUCCGCCCCACCGCCGAGACGGGCACCGAGCUCGCCGACGCCUUCGUUUGGGUCAAGCCCGGCGGCGAGUCCGACGGCACCAGCGACACCUCGGCCACCCGCUACGACGACUUCUGCGGCAAGCCCGACGCCUACAACCCCAGCCCCGAGGCCGGCCAGUGGAACCAGGCCUACUUCGAGGACCUCCUCAAGAACGCCAACCCGGCUUUCUAAGCGCGCCCACCACGGGGCGACUGCCGCCGGCGGCGGCGCUGCUGCUGCUUCUCAAGUUGCUGCUGCUGCCGCUGCCGCCGCUGCUGCGCGGAGGAAUGG
Molecule: messenger RNA, 1537 nt
Organism: Chaetomium fimeti
Lineage: Eukaryota; Fungi; Ascomycota; Sordariomycetes; Sordariales; Chaetomiaceae
Product: 1, 4-beta cellobiohydrolase
Exons: 3
Coding region: 251-1438 (395 amino acids)
Biological process (GO): cellulose catabolic process
Molecular function (GO): hydrolase activity, hydrolyzing O-glycosyl compounds
Source: RefSeq, a predicted model, not a curated record